CAUCAGUUGCUCGCUGGCUCGUGCAAACAUCUCACCUGCUUGCGAGGGGCGAAAAGAGAAAACAAAGGAGAAAACAAUGAAAGGAAGCGUGACAACCAACCCGAUCCGACGAGAAGCGCACGGGGGGAGUAUAAAGGGAAACCGCUAAAAAUAUCCAACACUCCAAAUAUAUGUCAAUUUGCUCUCGUUCGCUCUAUUUCUCUUCUGUCGUUCUCUGGAUACCUGUCUGGUGGGAUUAAAAAUGACUUAGAUUUCAAUCAGCGCUGGCACGAGAGAAAGAAAAAGGGAUGAAAAAAGAGGAGUUUGUCCUCUGAAGAGAGUCAGCGGUGCACAGCUGGUAAGAGCGAGAGGAGUGAGAGAGGGAGGGAAGGAAGAGAACCGGAGUCCGAAAAGAGAGAGAAAGAGGGUCUUGUUUCUCUUUUGAGGAAGCCAGGAGUCGGAUCGCCGUUUCCCUCCAGGACUGCUUGACAGGAAAUGCUGCAAAACCAGGAGCAUCUCGGCAUCUUUAAAUCGUACCACCCACCCUCCAUCCCUCUCUUUCUCAUUGUAUUUGGAACCCUAUUUUAAUGUGAGACAUGACAGACAUCUCAGCUCACUUGAAUUCUUUACUUAACAUCUGAAACAUCUGAAGAGAAGAGUAGAUGAGAGCCACAAUCAUUUGGAGAUCAACACAUGGAAGAAACAGACAGAAUCAGAGCGAGAGAGAGAGAGAGAGAGAUGUGAAGAGGUGUUGAAGGGGAAAAUGAGCAUGUGAACACUCAUGGCAGGUGGGUAAAAAGGAGGAGAAAGAGGCUUACGAACCAAAAACAGAAGAAAAACAGUGAAGAACAGCGGGAUAGACACAAACAUGAACCAACAGAAUGUGGGGACUUUAACAUACGUUCAGUGGAACAUGUUGUGGAGGCCACAACAUGUUAAAAAGCAGGAACAUUUUUAAAAGGAAAGACAACAACGUGGGAUUUUUCACAAGUCAAAGGAGAUACGAGUGGAAUUGAGAGCCAGAUAAAUCUUCAUGUUAGGAUACAUAGACGCUUCUCUACAUGACUGAAUCUGGAUUAACACACGGCUCUGAAUCUCACACACACACAUAUACACACACAAGCAGAUAAAAGCCUGGAAAUGAGCAGCUAAUUGUGUCCUGGGAUCAACACAGACAAGAAAGGUCUGUGGAUCACUCCCCUAUCUACCAUGCAAGACUCCCCACCCCUUCAGCCAUUCAGAAAAUCACACCCGUCCCUCAUCGUAUGCCAUCCGAGCAGCAACACUCACACACCUUCAUCGCUGUCUCAUUUAUCUGUCCAUCUGAAACGGAAUAUCGUCAAGCCCUGUGAUACAUUUUGUCAACCCUCUCCUCGACUAGUGCCAAAGUUUACCAGCAGAAACUCAACCCGGGACAAAACCUCAACAUUGGCAUUACUGCACUGGCUUACACUGAUCACCUGUGCCUGCAUACUGCUUUCUCUUAUUGGUCCAGGAGUAGAAGCUUCUGAGACGUGGGGCAUGGUCUCAGCGUGCCCCUUCCACUGCAUAUGCAGGAAUCUCUCCGACUCUCUGAGUACACUCUGCGCUGACAAAGGACUCCUUUUCGUUCCACCAAACGUAGACCGGCGCACUGUAGAGCUCCGCCUCGCAGACAACUUCAUUCGAGAGGUGGGAGGAGCUGACUUUGCCAACAUGACGGGGUUGGUGGAUUUGACGCUUUCUAGGAACACCAUCAGUCACAUUCGGUCAAUGACGUUUGCAGAUUUGGAAAGCUUGCGUUCGUUGCACUUGGAUGGCAAUCGGCUGACAGAGCUGGGCCCACGAGACUUGGCAGGCAUGCUAAAUUUGCAGCAUCUCAUUCUCAACAACAAUCAACUCAUUAACAUCUCCUCCGAGGCUUUUGAUGAUUUUCUUUUGACUCUAGAGGAUUUGGAUUUAUCCUACAACAAUCUGUGUAAAGCACCCUGGGACGCUAUUCAGAACAUGGCCAGUCUACAUACAUUGAAUUUGGACCACAAUCUUAUCGACCAGAUUGAUGAGGGCUCCUUUAGUGAGCUCUACAAACUAGCCCGUUUGGAUAUGACUUCAAAUCGUCUAAAGACUUUACCUCCCGAUCAGUUGUUCGCCCGCUCACAGACAGGGGUUAUAAGCCCGACACCCUACAAUGCAGUGAUCAACCUAAAUUUUGGGGGUAACCCAUUUCACUGUAACUGUGAACUACUUUGGUUGAGGCGUCUGAUCCGAACCGAUGAUAUGGAGACAUGCGCUACACCACUUCAUUUAGCAGGACGUUAUUUUUGGUCAAUACCUGAGGAGGAAUUUACCUGUGAACCUCCACUUAUUACCCGACAUACACACAAACUCUGGGUGUUGGAGGGUCAAAAGGCAACGCUCAAAUGUCGUGCCAUCGGCGAUCCAGAGCCAGUGGUGCACUGGGUCUCACCGGAUGACCGCAUCAUUGGCAAUUCAAGUCGCACCACAUCUUACCGAAAUGGCACUCUGGAGCUACUCGUAACUGUAGCCCGCGAUGACGGUACAUACACUUGCAUCGCCAUUAACGCUGCGGGCGAGGCCACCUCUUUGGUUGACCUCAAAGUAAUUCCUCUCCCUCAUCGUGGAAAUGGAACAAUACUGUUAACACGUGACCCUGGAUCAUCGGACAUUACCAGAGGGAAAGCUUCCAAUGGACAAAGUCCUGGCACGGAUACUAACACUGACACCCAAGAGGGACAGGAGGAGGGGCAGACUGAGGCUGAGGAAGGGGUCAGCGGUGGGGGUGAGGAGCAGAUGGUGAGAGUGCAGGGAGUGACAUCGACUUCGGCACAAGUGAGGUGGGAAAACCGUCGCUUGACAGGAGCCAACCUGGUGUGGAUGUAUCAGAUACAAUACAACUGCACAGCCGAUGAGACGCUUGUUUACAGGAUCCUGCCCCCCACGAGUGACAGCUUCCAACUGAAGAACCUGGUGUCAGGCACAGACUACAACUUGUGCGUGCUAGCCAUUUUUGAUGACACGAUCACUUCCAUGGCCGCCACGAAAGUCCUUGGUUGCACCCAGUUUAGCACCAAGGACAAUUACCCUGACUGCCGUUCACUGCAAGCGCACUUCCUGGGCGGUACUCUUACCCUUUUGGUGGGUGGAGUUGUUGUGGUUAUGCUGUUGGUAUUUACCGUGGCUUUGAUGGUGCGUCACCGGGUGUGCAGUAACCAUGACAACCACCGUGAGAUGGGAGAAGAGGUGGGGUGCUCAGGAACGGACUCCCCACAUCUGUCUGGAAAGGGGUCGGAUGUGUUCUCUCAGAGCAAUGGCAAUGGGAACGUUAUGAUGGUGGUGCUGCCCAACGGGCUGGUUCAAAAACAAAAUGUUACGGAGGGGGGAUUGGGGUCACCUUCUAAACCAAUGUCCAAAGUGAAACCGAAAACCCUCCCUAAACCCAAAGUGAAUGUGGAUCAGUUCAGGGUGGGACUAGAGGUAGAGAUGGCCUCGCUGAGACCACUCCCUCCGUACACACAGGAUAAAGAGCGAGUGUCUUUGUAUUACACCCCUAGUAACCAUUCGCCCUCAACACUGCCAUGUCCGUCGCACCAGUUAGGAGUGAAACAACUAAAACUACGUGCAACCAGUAAGGACACUGGUAAACGAGCUAGCAUAAGUUUGGCCCCGCCCCCCACAUACAGCACAAAACUCAGUGAUAGGCGAUUUAGCACAGGUGGCAGCAUCGUGGUCCGUCGAGGAGGCACGGACAGCCAAUGGAAUUCCUCGCUGGCCUAUCAAAGCCCCGCUUUGUCCCACCAGAGCCCCCCUCACGGGGCGUUGCGCUACAAGAGAAGUUCGUCCUUUGAUAUGGGUGAAAUCGCCACGACGGCUUGCUACAGUUACGCAAAGAGGCUAAGCGUAAUCUGGACCAAACGGAGCCAGUCGUUACACGGCAUGCUGGUCCACUGUACCUCGGCAACAAGCACCUCGACAACCAGCAACGCAAGUGACGACUUCCAAAUUCGGCACGCGCGCGGGUACAUCCGCGCCUACAACACCACCAACUCUAAUUCCAACCCUCCAAAAGCUGAGGCUGGGAAUUCAAAGGACCAGCAAAUGAAGGACACAGAAAAAGAGAAAGAUGACAAAAGAGAAGAACUGGAGGAGAGUGUGGUGUAGUAAGUCAGAAGAUAGUUGAAACAGAUAUGCUGAUGAAUGAAAGGAGAGGAAGUCAGGAUAGGGAUCAAAAACAGAAAAGGUUUGAAGUUGAGAUGAAAUUUUGUAGGUCAAGCUUUUGAGAGGGCUGAAGAUCCCACAGAAUGUUGAUUGGUGCUAUUAGAGGAGAACUAACAAGGCAGUCAAACAGGCACGAUAGAAGUCAAGCAUCAAGUAAACGCAAAACGAUAAGGUUGAUAAUGAAUCUUGGAACAAUGUGUUUUUAAAAAACUUUCUAACUAAAGGCAAGCGCUUGCUAACUCACAUGGGCUUUGGAAAAACGUGGUGGUAUUAGGGCAUCCAUCGAUUUGUGUUCCAGUAAAUAACUGGGACAGAGCCAGCAAGUGGACAUGCACAACCGAUUGGAACCAGAAUGAUCGAAAAAAUCUACAAAUGUGGACUACAGAGGAUGCAAACUAAAAAAAAGGAAUGUGAAAAUGUACAAACGGUACAAUGGAAAAAAUGCUUUGAAACUCAAAUAGACAAACAGUAAGUGUUCACUGACUGUGGUUUAAAGUUAAUAUUUUGUGUAUGAGGUUGUAUGUGUUUGUUUGUUUGUUUGUAGGUGAGUGAGUGAAUUAAUGCACAAAGAAUUCAUCAAAAUACAUUUUAUGAUGUCACUGGAUCUGCUGUCUGUGACCACCAUCAUCCAGUAAUGUGUUAUUGGAAGCUAAAAGACUAUUGCUGGCGUGGGAACUCUGGACUACUGUAUAAGAAGAAAAUAAAAGAAAUAUAAAAAAUAUAUAAUUUCAA
This is a messenger RNA of Triplophysa dalaica, 4926 nucleotides long. Its product is annotated as leucine-rich repeat and fibronectin type-III domain-containing protein 4. Bases 1189 to 4137 code for a protein of 982 amino acids. The transcript has 4 exons. The record is from RefSeq and is a predicted model, not a curated record. Gene Ontology annotation, molecular function: protein binding. Lineage: Eukaryota; Metazoa; Chordata; Actinopteri; Cypriniformes; Nemacheilidae.